Messenger RNA from Limanda limanda (common dab), 4614 nucleotides. RefSeq names its product Ras protein-specific guanine nucleotide-releasing factor 2a (gene rasgrf2a). Gene Ontology annotation, cellular component: plasma membrane. The transcript is spliced from 29 exons. The record is from RefSeq and is a predicted model, not a curated record. NCBI's taxonomy places the organism in Eukaryota, Metazoa, Chordata, Actinopteri, Pleuronectiformes, Pleuronectidae. Bases 1 to 3966 code for a protein of 1321 amino acids. Gene Ontology annotation, molecular function: guanyl-nucleotide exchange factor activity; protein binding. Gene Ontology annotation, biological process: Ras protein signal transduction; positive regulation of GTPase activity.
AUGCAGAAGAGCGUGCGCUACAACGAGGGCCACGCUCUGUAUCUGUCGGUGGUCGCGCGUAAAGAGGGCUCCAGGCGCGGCUUCCUGAGCAAGAAGACCACGGAGAACAGCCGCUGGACCGAGAAGUUCUUCGCCCUGUACCAGAACGUGCUCUUCUACUUCGAGAACGAGCAGAGCGCCAGACCUUCCGGUAUCUACCUGCUGGAGGGAUGCACCUGCGAGCGAGCACCGGCCCCCAAGGUCUCCGCCAUCAGCAGAGAGCCCCUGGAGAAACAGCAGCACUACUUCCUGGUCAUCUUCGGCCACGAUGGACAGAAACCUUUGGAGCUGCGGACAGAGGAAGAGUUGGACUGCAAUGAGUGGGUGGAGUGCAUCCAGCAGGCCAGUUAUUCUGACAUCAUCAUUGAGCGUGAGAUUCUCAUGCAGAAGUACAUCCACCUGGUCCAGAUCAUGGACACUGAGAAGAUCUCAGCCAAUCAGCUUCGCACUCAGCUGGAGGACCAGGAUACUGAGAUAGAGAGGCUUAAAGCUGAGAUUGUAGUGUUGAACAAAACCAAGGAAAGGAUUCGGCCUUCCCAGACCAACCAAGAGGAGGAAGACCCCGAUAUUAAAAAGAUCAAAAAGGUGCAAAGUUUCAUGCGUGGCUGGUUGUGCCGGAGAAAGUGGAAGAUCAUUGUCCAGGACUACAUCUGCUCCCCUCACGCCGAGAGCAUGAGGAAGAGGAACCAGAUUGUCUUCAACAUGGUGGAGGCAGAGACAGAGUACGUCCACCAGCUGUCCAUCCUGGUGAACUGCUUCCUCAGGCCACUCCGCAUGGCUGCCAGCUCCAAGAAACCUCCCAUCAGUCAUGACAACGUCAGCACCAUCUUUCUCAACAGUGAGACCAUCAUGUUUCUGCAUGAAAUCUUCCACCAAGGUCUAAAUGCACGGAUUGCCAACUGGCCCACGCUAGUUUUGGCCGACCUGUUUGACAUCCUGCUGCCCAUGCUGAACAUUUACCAGGAGUUUGUGCGUAACCACCAGUACAGUCUGCAGGUGUUGGCAAACUGUAAGCAGAACAGAGACUUUGACAAGCUGCUGAAACAGUACGAGUCCAACGCUGCCUGCGAGGGCCGCAUGCUGGAGACCUUCCUCACUUACCCCAUGUUCCAGAUUCCACGGUACAUCAUCACUCUCCAUGAGCUGCUGGCACACACACCUCAUGAGCACGUGGAGCGCAAGAGCCUGGAGUUUGCCAAAUCCAAACUGGAGGAGCUGUCAAAGAUGAUGCACGAUGAAGUGAGCGACACAGAGAACAUCAGGAAGAAUCUGGCGAUAGAGAGGAUGAUUGUAGAGGGCUGUGACAUCCUGUUAGACACAAGCCAGACCUUCGUCAGACAAGGCUCUCUCAUCCAGUUGCCGUCCAGCAGUGAGCGCGGCAUGCUCAGCAAAGUGCGCCUGGGCUCCCUCUCGCUGAGGAAGGAGGGAGAGAGGCAGUGCUUUCUGUUUACCAAGCACUUCCUCAUCUGCAACCGAACAUCUGGAGGAAAGCUCCACUUGCUCAAGCAAGGAGGAACGUUGUCUCUGAUCGAGUGUACUCUCAUUGAAGAACUGGAAGCCAGUGAUGAGGACUACAACGCAGCAGGUCAGGGCUUCAACCAUCUGGAGUUUAAAGUUGUGGUGGAACCUCCUGACGGUCAGUGCUUCUCUGUUGUCCUCCUGGCUCCGUCUCGCCAAGAAAAGGCUGCGUGGACCAGCGACAUCAGCCAGUGCAUUGAUAAUAUCCGAUGUAACGGCUUGAUGACCAGUGUGUUUGAGGAGAACUCCAAGGUUUCUGUGCCGCACAUGAUCAAGUCUGACGCUCGCCUGCAUAAAGACGACAUUGACAUCUGCUUCAGCAAGACUCUCAACUCCUGCAAGGUUCCACAGAUCCGAUACGCCAGCGUGGAGCGUCUGCUGGAACGACUGACAGACCUGCGCUUCCUCUCCAUAGAUUUCCUCAACACCUUCCUUCACACUUACAGGAUCUUCACCACGGCUGCCGUGGUCAUCGACAAGCUGGCCGUCAUUUACAGGAAGCCCUUUACCUCCAUACCUGUCAGGAUCGAGCAACAUUCAUGUGAUCGUCUGUCCAUCAUGUCCCUCUGUCCUGACUACAGUCUGAAGAUCACGCAGCUUGCAUUGGACCAGACCAAGUCUCUGGAGCUGUUCUUCGCGACCAACCAAAGCACGUGGGGAGCGGACAACUUGAACAACAAAUCCCCGAGGCUCUGCCGCAAGUUCUCCUCUCCCCCUCCCCUCUGCAUCCCCUCUCGCACCUCCUCCCCCGUCCACUGCCGCAAGCUGUCCCUCAACUCCCAGAUCGGUGCGAAAGUGGGAGCCCUGGACUUGUCUCCUACCCCCUCGUCCUCUGCAGCCAGCUCCCCCACCUCCAGUCACAGCCCCUCCAUCUCCUCUCCUCCUCCGAGCUCCACCCGGCCCCCUUCCGGCUUUUCCUCCCCUCCUCCCACCUCCACACGCUCUCCCAGCUUCCCCCUGACCUCUGGGUUGUCGUCGCCGCCCCCCACCUCCACCAAGGCCCCACUGGACCUCAGCCGUGGUCCCAGCCCCAGCUUCCCAGAGCUGAGCGCAGCCGCAGGGGAGGACAUCAGCGGAGAGCUGCCUCGCAUCGACGCCUUCUGUGGGAAGCUGAGGCGAAGCAUCCGCAGGGCUGUCUUGGAGACAGUAUCUCUGGACAAGUUUCUUCCGGAAAUGCCUGCUAGCAGCGAGCCGGGCGACAUGUCUCCCUGUCGAUCACCUUCGACGCCGAGGCACCUCCGCUUCCGACAGCCAGGAGUCUCACCAGGAGAGAACUCUCGCUGCACAAUGUCGCCGGCUUCUGCUUUUGCCAUCGCCACCGCUGCUGCUGGGCAUAGCAGCUCCCAGGGUUUCAGUAAUUCCGAAAAAACCUGUGACAAAGAAUUCAUCAUCCGCAGAGCUGCAACCAACAGAGUUCUCAAUGUGCUGAGACACUGGGUUUCCAAACACUCCCAGGACUUUGACAUGAACAGUGAACUGAAGAUGGGGGUGAUCAGUCUCCUGGACGAGGUGCUGCGGGAUCCAGACCUGCUGCCGCAAGAGAGGAAAGCUACAACCAACAUAUUAAGUGCCCUUUCUCAAGAAGACCAAGACGAUGCUCAGCUGAAGAUAGAGGACAUAUUACAAAUGAAAAGCUGUCCCCUGCUACACUUCAUCGCGGCGGAGAGUCCUAAAGCUGAGUGUUUUGAGUCUCUGUCGGCGAUGGAAAUGGCAGAACAGAUCACACUGCUGGAUCACAUUGUGUUCAGGAGUAUUCCCUAUGAGGAGUUCCUCGGUCAGGGCUGGAUGAAGAUUGACAAAACUGAGAGGACUCCGUACAUCAUGAAGACCAGCCAGCACUUUAAUGAUAUGAGCAACCUGGUGGCGUCUCAGAUCAUGACCCACACUGACGUGGGCUCCAGGGCCAGCUCCAUAGAAAAAUGGCUGGCGGUGGCUGAUAUCUGUCGCUGCCUCAACAACUACAAUGGCGUGCUGGAGAUCACCUCAGCUCUCAACCGCAGUGCCAUCUACAGGCUGAAGAAGACCUGGGCCAAAGUCUGCAAGCAGACGAAGGCGCUGAUGGACAGGCUGCAGAAGACGGUGUCAUCCGAGGGGAGGUUCAAGAAUCUCAGAGAGACUCUUAAAAACUGUAACCCGCCAUGUGUGCCGUACCUGGGCAUGUACCUGACUGACCUGGCUUUCAUUGAGGAAGGAACACCCAACUUCACUGAGGAGGGCCUGGUCAACUUCUCCAAGAUGAGGAUGAUUUCUCAUAUCAUCCGGGAGAUUCGUCAGUUCCAGCAAGCACCUUACAGGAUAGAGCACCAACCCAAGGUGACUCAGUUCCUCCUGGAUAAGACGCUAGUGAUGGAUGAAGAUACCCUCUAUGAGCUGUCACUGAAGAUUGAACCCCGAGUACCACCUGGCUAGUUACAUCUUUAAAUACACACAAACAACUAUGUUUUCCAGCAUAAACACAGGGCCAACAAUUUAAGAUAAGGCAGGAAACACUGCAAUUUAUUGUGCUUAGGGAUCUCAGGAGAAAAUGUGCCUUGUUGUAUGAAUAUCUGAUGUGUAUAUUACAGUAAACAGAAUGGACUGUGAAACAUACACAACUCUGCCAUACAAUUGUACAGUAAUGACUGUAGAAACAACAUGUUAGCUACUGAAAGUGGCACUAGAAAGUAACCAGUUGCUGCUACCACACUGUACAUACCAAACAAUCUGCCUCUGUAGUCUUGCACAUAAACACUGUCAGAUGAGUUUUGUAUAGUUGGUAUGAUCAUGGCCAGAUUAACCUGCUUGAGGGACCAAGUGAGCUGCUGGGCCCAUAUGAACCGUCCCUGUGUGACAAUGUCUGGAUGCUGGUUUAUUGGGAGGCCCCACUUGGCGGUGUGGCUGCUUCAGAAUUUAUUUACCAAGACGCAACGAGGAAGCUCAGCAGCUACACGGGAUGGAAACGUUUGUUGUGGUCAUUUCUUUUGUUUUCUAUGUGACAACAAAACACAUGACACCAGCCUUUAGAGACACAACCCAUAAUGCUCAAUUCUCUGUAGUGGACUGUGUUCCAGUCGUAUC